AUGCAUAGAAGAUUGACUACAGUUGACAGAUUAGCCAAAUGGGGAGUUCAAGUAGAUCAGUCAUGCACAUUGUGUGGAAGAGAUAUUGAAGAGACACAUGACUACUUGUACUUCGAAUGUUCAUACUCACAGAGUCUAUGGAAAGGAAUGUUAAGAUGGCUAGAGUACCAAAGAACAACUGGUAACUGGAAAACAGAAUUGCAAUGGCUAAUUGCCAAUGUAAACAACAGGAAUCCAAGAAAGACACUGCCAGGAGUGGUAUUUGCAGCAGUAGUAUACAACAUCUGGAUGAAGCGAAAUGAUAGAAGGUUUCAACAGCUGAGCAGAGAAGCCAAAGACAGAGCAAAGGAAAUUGCUCUUCAAGUACAUAUUGCUGGACAGAAGAAGCUUAAAUGGUAA
Nicotiana tabacum (common tobacco) is the source of this 399-nucleotide messenger RNA. RefSeq lists its product as uncharacterized. The record is from RefSeq and is a predicted model, not a curated record. NCBI's taxonomy places the organism in Eukaryota, Viridiplantae, Streptophyta, Magnoliopsida, Solanales, Solanaceae.